Chaetomium globosum CBS 148.51 is the source of this 1458-nucleotide messenger RNA. RefSeq lists its product as uncharacterized. Gene Ontology annotation, biological process: protein phosphorylation. The coding region runs from base 1 to 1458 and encodes 485 amino acids. The record is from RefSeq and is a predicted model, not a curated record. Gene Ontology annotation, molecular function: ATP binding; cyclin-dependent protein serine/threonine kinase activity. Gene Ontology annotation, cellular component: nucleus. Lineage: Eukaryota; Fungi; Ascomycota; Sordariomycetes; Sordariales; Chaetomiaceae. The transcript is spliced from 6 exons.
AUGGGCAUUCUCGACUCCGGGAAACCGGCCGCUGCGGCCUCCCCUCGCAGUUUUGCCGUUGCCCACUUACGGCCGAGGAAUAGCUUUACCGGAUGCUCACGAAUCACUGAUUAUGAGGUCCUGGGCAAGCUCGGUGAGGGUACUUUCGGUGAGGUUCAUCGGGCGAGGUCCAAGAAGACUGGCGCCUUAGUUGCGCUGAAGAAGAUCAUCAUGCAUAACGAAAAGGAUGGUUUCCCCAUCACGGCACUCCGAGAAAUCAAGUUGCUGAAACUCCUCUCUCACGUUAAUGUCCUGCGCCUGGAAGAGAUGGCGGUUGAACACCCAGCUCGGAGCAGCAAGUUCACCUCCCGCUUGCUCGACAACCCCUCGGUGCACUUCACGGAGCCGCAAAUCAAGUGCUACAUGCUCCAGCUCCUGGAGGGCCUCAAGUACCUCCACGAGAACCAUAUUCUGCACAGAGAUAUGAAGGCUGCCAACCUUUUGAUCGACAACAAAGGCAUCCUCCAGAUUGCAGACUUCGGCCCUUGCAAGGCACUACGAGGGAGAGCAAUUGACAUGUGGGGCGUGGGAUGUGUAUUUGGCGAGAUGCUCGUAGGCAAGCCGAUCCUUGCCGGGGAGAGUGAUGGCCACCAGCUCGAGAUCAUCUUUGAACUUUGUGGAACACCCACAGACGAAAACAUGCCCGGUUGGCGGUCACUGCCCGGAGCCGAGGCCCUGCAACCUCGACCCAGGCAGGGGAAUCUAUCACAGCGGUUCCGAGAAUACGGAUCGGGAGCCGUGUCACUUCUUAGAGAGCUCCUCAGGCUCGACUGGCGAAGCCGCGUCAACGCCAUUGACGCCCUCAAACAUCCCUAUUUCCAAACCACACCAUUACCAGCGAAACCCCACGAACUUCCGUCCUUCGAAGAGAGCCACGAACUGGAUCGGAGGAAGUUUCACGAUAGGAGAGCAGCGCUGCCACCGGCCCCCAAGGGCGGCACAGUCGGCCGCGGCCCCCACGAUGGGCCCAACGCCUCCUUCAGCAGCGACGGCUUCGGCAGCAGGAACGGCGUCAACAGCGGCCGCUACCCGCGCGGCAGCCGCGGACCGGAGGAGCGUGUGCCCGCGUGGCACCGAGACCGUGGCCUACCCCCCCGCCCACCGCCGCCCAGCGAUCCCGACCACCCGGACGGCUACCGCGACAGGGGCAGCGGGAGACCACGCGGUGGAGGCGGAGGCCGGCCAGACGUCGACACCUACAUCCCCAGCUACGACCGCGACGCACCGAGGCGGGACGACCGGCGGCGGAGGGACGACAGGGACGAUCGGCGGCAUGAUUGGGACCGCAGGCGGGACUACGACGACCGGGCGCGCACCAGUCGGACGAGGAGUCGCAGCCGCUCGCCCGUGCGCGAUCGGGAGAGGGAUAGGGACAGGGACAGGGAAAGGGAUAGGGACCGUGACCCGUAUCGCCGGUAG